CGCGCGGGUUCGACGGCGGGGCCAUGGCAGCCCUCAACGGCGCUGUGGAGAACGGGCAGCCCGACAAGAAAGUGCCUCCGCUGCCGCGGCCCCUGCGCAGCCUGGAGGUGAAGUACACCAAGAUAUUUAUUAACAACGAAUGGCACGAGUCUACAAGUGGAAAGAAGUUCCCCACCUACAACCCUUCAACUCUGGAGAAAAUCUGUGACAUUGAGGAAGGAGAUAAGCCUGAUGUGGAUAAUGCAGUGGAGGCAGCGAAGGCAGCGUUCCAGAGGGGCUCUCCAUGGAGACAGAUGGAUGCCCCAAGCAGAGGACGACUCCUGCACAAGCUGGCUGAUCUCCUGGAGAGGGACAGAGUCAUCCUGGCAACUCUGGAAACAAUGGACACAGGAAAACCUUUCCUGCAGGCUUAUUUCAUUGACCUGGAAGGCUGCAUCAAAACCCUGCGGUACUAUGCUGGAUGGGCUGAUAAAAUUCAGGGCAGAACUAUUCCAGUGGAUGAGAAUUUUGUCUGUUUCACCCGGCACGAGCCCAUGGGUGUCUGUGGAGCCAUAACCCCAUGGAACUUCCCCCUGCUGAUGCUGGUCUGGAAGAUGGCACCAGCUCUGUGCUGUGGGAACACCCUGGUGGUGAAGCCAGCUGAACAAACUCCGCUCACGGCGCUCUACAUUGGCUCUCUGAUCAAGGAGGUGGGUUUCCCUCCAGGUGUGGUGAACAUUGUGCCAGGCUAUGGCCCCACAGCUGGAGCUGCAAUUUCUACCCAUGACAGCAUUGAUAAAAUUGCUUUUACUGGAUCAACCAAGGUUGGCAAACUGAUCAAAGAAGCUGCUUCUAAGAGCAACCUCAAAAGGGUGACGCUGGAGCUGGGAGGGAAGAACCCCUGCAUUGUGUGUGCAGAUGCAGACUUGGACUUGGCAGUGGAAUGUGCCCACCAAGGCGUGUUCUUCAACCAGGGGCAGUGCUGCACGGCCGCCUCCCGCGUCUUCGUGGAGGAGCAGAUCUACCCCGAGUUCGUCAAGCGCAGCGUGGAGUUUGCCAAGAAGAGACUGGUUGGGGACCCCUUUGAUGCCAGAACUGAACAAGGGCCCCAGAUUGACCAAAAACAGUUUGAUAAAAUCCUGGAGCUGAUAGAAAGUGGGAAGAAAGAAGGGGCUAAGCUGGAGUGUGGAGGUCUUGCCAUCGAAGACAGAGGCCUGUUUAUAAAACCUACAGUGUUUUCAGAGGUCACUGACAACAUGAGAAUUGCCAAAGAGGAGAUUUUUGGGCCAGUUCAGCCAAUUAUGAAGUUCAAGAGUAUAGAAGAGGUGAUUAGAAGAGCCAACAGCACUGAGUACGGACUCACAGCUGCAGUGUUCACCAAGAACCUGGACAGAGCUUUAACCCUGGCUUCAGCUCUGCAGUCAGGAACAGUCUGGAUCAACUGUUACAAUGCGCUCUAUGCUCAGGCUCCUUUUGGUGGCUUUAAAAUGUCAGGCAAUGGCAGAGAACUUGGGGAGUAUGCUUUGGCAGAAUACACCGAGGUGAAAACAGUCACCAUCAAACUGUCCCAGAAGAGUCCAUGAGAGCAGGAGGCCUGCAAUGCUGACACUCUGAAUGUGACACCUGGGGGACGUGUUCAGAGCAAGGGGGAGGGGAGGGGUGGGAAGGAACAUGCAAACACCUGUCUUUAUUCCUCUAGAAACACUGAAUCUGCUGGGCUCUGUUUUGCCAACUGGCUCUUCAAAAACUGAUUCACUGACCCUACUGGCAGUACACACUUGUACUGCACAAGUCCCUGGCUGUACAUCUGCCUGCUCCCUGUGACUCAAAACUGGUCAGUCACAGUGUUGGCAGGACAUCUGCUUCCCAGCUGUACCCCUGAAGGACAUGGACAUCACUGGCAUGCUAGAGAGACUGCUGGUGCCAUCACAGGUACUGGCAAAAACCUUCAGAGGCACUUGGGUUUCCCUUGGCAGAGAUGGACUCGAAUGGUAAGGAAGGGUUAGAACAGCUUGACUGGAGUUGGUGGAGUUUGUGUGAAGAUUGCAGCUGGAGGUUGGAAUGGGAGUGCAAGCUUUCAUGGAAGGAUCUGUAAGGAAAUUCUCUUUGAAAGAGCUACCAUGGUUUCUCUAAAGAUAUGUGCAUUCUCCAUCCUGGUGAUAUUCUAGCCCUGAAUGAGAUUUGUGGGAGUUUCCUGGAGGACUCCUUUGGGGCCACUAUGUCACCCAACAGAGCCAGACUUUCAAGUGUCCUUGGAACCUGAUGUUUGGGUGUGCACACACUACACAUGCUGCAAAUGCAAGUUCCUGACUUGCUGACCCCUCUGGCUCCCAGUGAGUCACAGUUGUAUCUCAAACCUUCACUACAGCACUUUUCUCAAGAGGAUUUUGCACUGCACUUACCGUGGUGACACCGAGUUGGAUGCUGAGCAUGUAGCAUGGUAGAUACCCCACAGAAAACACCCCAUACCAGUCCUGAUCUGGGGGAGGGAGCAGAAGAGCUGCAGGAAACUGCCCUGCACCCUCUUUCUCUGCAACUUUCAGGCUUUUUGAACAUCUCUUUGCUUUUUGAGCCAGACCUAUUACUUUGAGAGUAAAACUUAGCUCUUCACGCUGCUUCUUUAUCCUGUAUGAAUGUAGCUUAAAAUACAUUCCUGGAAGUGCAGUGUGGAAAGGCAGGUGCUCCCAAGCACACCUUGAGUGCUGAAGAGAAGGGUGUACAAGCCAGUUACCAUGGAAUAAGCUGUGGCUGGACUUGAGUCUGUCAGCAGCUUCACAGCCAUUGUCCCUGUGAGUGCUGUCAUCCCAUGGCCAGCACAGAGUAGCUGAUCCUUCACUGAGAACACUGCCUUGGAUUGUCCCUUGGAGUGGCUGUCACAGCCAGCUCAUGCCUUAGCACCUCCUGCAGUAACUCCUUUGCAUGCCCAGACAUUAUUAUGAGAUUAAUUACCAUGAGAUGAAUGACAAGCCACAGGCUAUCUUCAGUUCCUGGCUCACUGCUUUCCCUCCUCCUGACUCUGCUGGAGAACCCUGGCAAAGGCACAGCCUUGUCUGCAGGAGUUAGUGGUGACAGCUUGUUAGGAAGUUCAGCUGAUCCCUCUGGGAUUGUCCUCUGAGAACAAACCCACCUUAUGGCUUAUCAGCAGAUCCCCAGGGAGCACUGAUAAGGAUUGCUGCUCCAGGUGUCAGAGCUUGAAGCAGAAAUGCAGGUCUAACCUCUCUUCUCUGCUGCAAGCCAGGAUUUAGCCAGCACCUUCCUUUGCUCACAGAUAGGCUCAGACAGCAGCAAAUUCUGUUGCAUGAGUGGAGCUUUUUUUGGAGGAGGAAGGAAGGUGGGUGGUGAUAAGUAAGGAAAAAAGUUUGCAUGAGCCUAAACUUCCUUAUUAGUUGGUGAAUGUUGAAAUUGCACUUCAACAUCACUUCAGUUGUGAUGUGACAUACCUCCCACAGGAUAACCAGGAGCCUGUGCUCCCACGGGGUGUGAGGCAGGUAAAUCUCCCCAUCCAGUGAUGAAAAUGUCCUCCCUUCCCCAUGAAAGACCAAAUGGGAUCAUUGUAAAUAAUUUCUAUUUUUGUAAGACACAUAGGAGUGCAAACAUCUUCUCAGACAAACAUUUUACUCUUGCCCACCUGAGGGUUUCCUUGGGCUGCAGAGAGGUGAGGCAAACAGUAAAAGGCUGUUUAUCUUGAUGUGUCUCUGUAUUUUUGAUAAACAGUGGUGGAAACUGAAAUAAUCUGAAAUUCUUAAAACCCUACUCUUCUGGCUUUAUAUGUAUGAUAUAUAUUUCACUUUUUUCCCCCUUAUCAAGUUUUUUAAAAGUCAAUGUAUCUCUUAUUGUAUAAAUCAGGGUUUGACUCUACACACUGAAUUUUGUAAGUUAUAUAACACUAGACACUAACUUUAAAAUAACCCCUUAGAGGGUAUAUAUAUUCCUCCAUUGCACAGUAAGGCUUUCAUAUGAAUAC
This is a messenger RNA of Zonotrichia leucophrys gambelii, 3943 nucleotides long. It is a transcript of the gene ALDH1A3, whose product is annotated as aldehyde dehydrogenase 1 family member A3. Lineage: Eukaryota; Metazoa; Chordata; Aves; Passeriformes; Passerellidae. Gene Ontology annotation, molecular function: aldehyde dehydrogenase (NAD+) activity. The coding region runs from base 24 to 1562 and encodes 512 amino acids. Gene Ontology annotation, biological process: aldehyde metabolic process. The record is from RefSeq and is a predicted model, not a curated record. The transcript has 13 exons.